GCGGGCGUUGGGUCGGCAGCAUCCCGGCUCCGGGCUCCGGUCUCAGAGCUCCUCGGCUCCCAAUCCCCUCCCCUCUCCCUCCCUCGCCUCCACGCGGGGCUGCCUGGGCCGGCCGGUUCCGCACACUUUGCCCCAUUUUGGCAGCGGAGAAAAGGAGUCUGGGGAAAUACCGGGCACGGCCCGACCGCUGCCAGUGCUGCCCUUUAAAUCCCCGGCCCCGGAGACCCACGACAGAGAGGCAGGCCUGCUCGCCCGGCCGCGCUUAGCAGGUUUGGAGCGCGGCUUCGCCAGAUCGCCUCUCGGAAGCGGCCUCGAACCGAAGACCAUCCUGUGGUUCAGAGGUACCGCUUUCCGCAGUCUCAGCCCGCGGAAGUGACCCUAGCAACCGAGAGCCGAGAUGCCGGCCCACAUGCUGCAGGAGGUGUCUGGCUCCUACACCACCACCACCACCAUCACAGCGCCCUCUGGGGGCUUGCAGAACGGAGUUCAGAAGCUCGACAAGGCUCCGCAGUACUUGGAAGCAGACAUCCGCCCCGAAAUUAAAGAUGACAUACACGACCCCAGCUACCAGGACGCGGAGGGCCCCCCACCCAAGCUGGAGUAUGUCUGGAGAAACAUCAUCCUGAUGACCCUGCUGCACUUGGGAGCCCUGUACGGAAUCACACUGGUUCCCACCUGCAAGUUCUACACUCUCCUGUGGGCAUAUCUAUACUAUGUGGUUAGCGCCCUGGGCAUCACGGCGGGAGCUCAUCGCCUGUGGAGUCAUCGAACUUACAAAGCACGGCUACCUCUGAGGGUCUUCCUGAUCAUCGCCAACACAAUGGCCUUCCAGAACGAUGUGUAUGAAUGGGCCCGAGACCAUCGUGCCCACCACAAAUUCUCAGAAACUCAUGCUGACCCUCACAAUUCCCGACGUGGCUUUUUCUUCUCUCACGUGGGUUGGCUGCUUGUGCGCAAACACCCAGCUGUCAAAGAGAAGGGUGGUUUGCUGGACAUGUCUGACCUAAAAGCGGAGAAACUGGUGAUGUUCCAAAGAAGGUACUAUAAGCCUGGUCUCCUGUUGAUGUGUUUCAUCCUGCCCACGCUAGUUCCCUGGUAUUGUUGGGGUGAAACUUUUCUACACAGCCUGUAUGUUGCCACUUUCCUGAGGUACGCUGUUGUGCUCAAUGCCACCUGGCUGGUGAACAGUGCUGCCCACCUCUUCGGAUAUCGCCCUUAUGAUAAGAACAUAGAAUCUCGGGAGAACAUCCUGGUUUCACUAGGAGCUGUGGGCGAGGGCUUCCACAACUACCACCACGCCUUCCCCUAUGACUACUCCGCCAGCGAGUACCGCUGGCACAUCAACCUUACCACAUUCUUCAUUGAUUGCAUGGCUGUGCUUGGUCUGGCUUACGACCGGAAGAAAGUAUCCAAGGCCGCUGUCUUGUCCAGGAUUAAAAGAACUGGAGAUGGAAGCUACAAGAGUGGUUGAGUUGGGUCAUCUGGGUUUCUUUUCCAAAAGCCAGACUGUCAGAGGUUUAAUGUUGUGUUAAUUAACUACUGAAAAAUGCUACCAGGAUGCUAAAGAUGAUAUUAACCUAUUCCGGUACAGUAUUCUUUAAAGUGGGAAAGUUUUGAUAACUUUUUAAGGUAAUACAUAUUUUAAUUAGCCAGAUUUAACCAUACCACAAUAUAUGUACAAACAUGUUGUACAUGCUAAAUACAUGGCAAUUUUACCUGUCGAUUUUUAAAAAUAAAUAAUAAAUUGGAACAUUCUUUAAAAAGAGUAUUGAAAGCCAACAACUGUGCGCUUAUGAUGACAAACAUAUUCUUCUCUUCCAUUUCCAUUGUUCUUUGCACGGUUUCUGUCACCUUCCUUUCUCCCUCACAGCCUCCCAGGCAAAUAGCUGGGCAGUCACUGAUGUGUGCCCACCUUGUAAAGUGUACACAACCUUCCUAAAGGUCUGAAGGUGCUGAUUUUUCUCUAUAUAACUCUUCAUUUGAUCUGCCCUAGGUGUCAAGAUAAGUGGCUCAAACCAGAGAUAAAAUUUUCUGGGAAGUCCUCUGCUAAUUGUCUUCAACCCCAGGCUUUGCUUGAUGGAAUGAAAAAAUAUACUUGGCACACAACUGGUAAAGCAGGUAGACGAUCAGGAAAAAGUUAACAGGGGCAGGGUUACGGUUCAUAAAUAAGUAAGGAUAGGAGAGAGAUGGGAAAAGAGGGAGAGGGUGAUCAGGCCUAGAAAGACACUGGAGCCCUCCACACAACACACCUUUUUUCUCUCCUGACUGUGCCAGAAGUUGGACAGUGUGGAACACAGUAACAAGUCAAUGACUAAAGUUAAGGAGAAGGGUAGAAAAUGUGGUCUCUGCUGGGAAGUAUUUUUUAUUGAUAACAAGAAAGGUUCUUAGAAGUCUUCGGGUUAGGUGUGGCCAGAGGGGUGAAUGCAGCAGCUCAGUUCUGAGGACUCCAUGAGCUGCUUGUCCGAUUGCUUUGAUCUUUCAGCUCUCCAUCCUUAGGAUGUUUGUUCCCUCACAGCAAUAGGAUUUCUGUGGCAUUUCUACAUAUCCGGAAAUGGAAGGAUUUUAAACAGGGUGAAGUUGGGUCAAACAAAAAUAGUUAGACAUAUAAUCUUUGCAGGGAACAUGAAAGUAAUUCAUAUAUUUACUUCUGAAGGAAAAGCUAAGGAAACUUGGAGAGGAGGAAUCAGCUGCUUGUCUCUUCCUCCCGUCACUGGCCGGAAGAUAGACUAAGGGGCAGCAUUUGUAGCAGCUCCUUAGAUAACUUUCCAAAGGGCUCUGAGAACACAUCCAGGGGAUUCAAAACUUACUGAGUUAUUAGGUGUCCUAAUGGGACUCGUUCAUUGAUACCUCCAUUUAUUAGCUCCAUUUGCUACAGACUGAAUAAAAAUUAGUCACUAUCUCUCCAAGGCACCAUGUCUUUUCAUUCCUUGCCCUGUGACCAUCAGCCUAUUAUGUACGACUGCCUGGGAGUACAGUAGGAGUCAUUAACUGCCCCGAUUCUUGGUUCCCAGUUCUACCCCAUGUGUUCCUUUUCUCUUAAAAUUGUCUCUGUUCCCUGACCUUUGCUUCUUCCUGCCUGUUUUCAGGCAGCCCCCUUUUCUGCAGACAAUGCUCACAGGCUCUGAACUGAUGUAAUUUUGCUGGUGGAGAAGACCACUUUCCUGUGGCCUUUGGAUUUCUCUGCAUCUUCCCUAUGCCCACCCUCCACCCAUGGCUCCAGAAGUUUCCUGUAAUUUGUAGAAACAUUAAUGACUCAGAAAGGUUCUCUGAUGGAGCAAGGCCAGUAAGCUAGUCAUGGAGCUUGUCAGUCCCCUAGGGGUCAAAACAGGAUUCUUAGUACCCUGUGUGACCAAAGGCUGCCCCAUUUGAUCAGCACUCCCACUUGCUGGUGUAGUGGUUGUAGAAAUAGCAAGCUUCGUAGUCCUCGCUAGGAAACACGAGAAGCAAGGGCAAGUUCCCAGGUGCCUCACACUGAAAGGAGACCCCAAUCUCUGGAGCCAGGCUGUUCUUCCUAUCUUUGGCUGAGACAUUGGAUCUGAGAUGCCAUGACCCUUGCUGAACACUGUCAGUGUUUUGAGGACAUGGGGUCCUUCCUGUUCUGUGCCUCAGGUGUCAACGCGGAAGCCUGGCUCUGCUCUGUCGGGAUUAGCAGUGCCCAGUUUCAAAUGUUUUGUCUACUGUUGAUUCCUAGUUGUGGGAGGGAGCAGGGCCUUCCUGUGUCCAUUUAAUAGAAGCUGCAGCCACCAGCCUGCACUGGGUCAGCCUUGUCUUUGACCUAUUUGUUAAAGUAGAACAGAGUCUAGUGGAAGGUCAGUGUAGAUCUUCUGACCUAUAUGCUUACCCCUUGCCUACUGCCUGGUAGGGGUUUUUAAUUCUACAGGUUAUUAAAUGCCUGCUUUGUAAUAUAUGGAGAAUAAAAUCAACUUUCUCGUCUAGACCUAUUCCAUCAUCUGAUCCAUGCCAUGACACUACAACAAGGCUGGAGACCACAGAAUGAGAGACCCAGCAUACACUUGGGUGUGUAUGUAGGGUGUGUCAAUUCAGUGAGGAACACUAUUCCUUUCUGAAGCUCAAGUGGCUUAAUGAGAAACUGAUCUCAAGGGUGAAUUUCUAAGUCCUCGUACCGAUGUGGAUUCACUCAAAAGUGACUUUCUAAGUCCCUUCCCAUAUGGACGACCUCGGCGCCUUACCUCUUUUCUAAUCCAUGUUGCAUGUGAGCCUGGCCUCCAGGGAGCAUUUCACCACCUCAAAACCUGCAGCAGUGGCCAGUGUCAACAAGAGACUGGCUGGAGGAUUAUCAGUACAGCAAUUAGCAGAAUUCUUCUGGGUUUCAUUUUGGAAACUAGGGAUCCUUUUACCAAGAGCACAAAAUUGGUGAAGGUUGGAAGUGAUGUGAAUGUGUGUGACUUAUCUUUUUAAACAUGUAGUGGCACUUACAAUGGUAAGUUUUCUCUUUCGUUUGCUAAUGUCCUGAGUGAAUCCUCUGUGUGUAGCUUACAUGAGUUAGUGUAAAA
Fukomys damarensis (Damara mole-rat) is the source of this 4514-nucleotide messenger RNA. Its product is annotated as acyl-CoA desaturase 1. Bases 398 to 1471 code for a protein of 357 amino acids. The record is from RefSeq and is a predicted model, not a curated record. Gene Ontology annotation, molecular function: palmitoyl-CoA 9-desaturase activity; stearoyl-CoA 9-desaturase activity; iron ion binding. The transcript has 6 exons. Lineage: Eukaryota; Metazoa; Chordata; Mammalia; Rodentia; Bathyergidae. Gene Ontology annotation, cellular component: endoplasmic reticulum membrane. Gene Ontology annotation, biological process: unsaturated fatty acid biosynthetic process; response to fatty acid.